AUGACAGAUAGUGAUAAAAAAGAAGAGAAGUCUUCUUGCACUACGCCAACAUCGUCUCGAAGAUCUGCAUGGUCGAGAAGUAACGUAGAAGGAAAGGGAACCUUGCGUAUCUCUUCGUACUUCCCUGUUCGUAAGCGUGGUGCCUUGGAUUAUCCGGAUGUGUGCGGAAAGCGUCGUCGACGAGGUACAACAGUCUCAGAUGUACAGUUCAUGUCACCAGUUGGAGCUUUUAAUGAUGUGACACCACUGCGAUACCGUUGCGUUGAUGAUCAAGAUGAGCAGCAAGCUGGAGAUAGUCAAAAAUCUGCUGCUCAGAAAAUAAUGCGUACUUCUACUGCACUUGGUAUAUUUGAAGAGUUGCCGUGUAACUUGUACCAUCAGAUGUUCGAUAAUCUCGAUAUAACUUGUCUGGUUGCACUGUGUUUAUCGUCAUCAACAUGGAACGCUCAAGUACUGGAUUACGUUCAGUCAAAUCUUUUUCUCCAGCGUGUUCAUCGUGCAAGCGGAAAUUUCAUCAAAAGUGAAUCGAAUUUCAAGAAAGAAUAC
Cooperia oncophora is the source of this 546-nucleotide messenger RNA. Lineage: Eukaryota; Metazoa; Nematoda; Chromadorea; Rhabditida; Trichostrongylidae. The record is from the annotation of a GenBank genome assembly.